Cimex lectularius (bed bug) is the source of this 2351-nucleotide messenger RNA. RefSeq names its product soluble guanylate cyclase 88E (gene Gyc88E). Gene Ontology annotation, cellular component: guanylate cyclase complex, soluble. Gene Ontology annotation, molecular function: guanylate cyclase activity; heme binding; oxygen sensor activity. NCBI's taxonomy places the organism in Eukaryota, Metazoa, Arthropoda, Insecta, Hemiptera, Cimicidae. The coding region runs from base 165 to 2351 and encodes 728 amino acids. Gene Ontology annotation, biological process: response to oxygen levels; nitric oxide-cGMP-mediated signaling; cGMP biosynthetic process. The record is from RefSeq and is a predicted model, not a curated record. The transcript is spliced from 14 exons.
UCGAGUUGGGGUCUCGGGAAGGCACAGCGGUUCAAGCGCAAUCGCCAUUUCAUAAUUUUCAGAAGGAAGUGGGUGGCGCUGGUGUAUUUCUUUGCCGACGUCCAGCAGAGAUGGUCUCACCUGCCUUCAACCCAUAUUAAAAGUUUUCAUUUUAACGGGAAAAAAUGUACGGACUUAUUUUGAGAAAUUUCCAAGAGUUUUUAUUAGAGUGCUACGGCAAAAUGAGCUGGGAUGCCAUAAGAAAAGAGAGCAACAUCGAAGAGACGUCUUUUUCACUUUACCAAGUCUACCCGGAUAAUUAUGCAGAACGUAUCUUGAGUUUCGCUUCAAAGAUACUACAAAUCUCAGAAAACGAAAUUUCAGAAAAAGCUGGGAAAAACCUUGUCAAAUUUCUUAACAAGUAUGGAUACGAUCAAGUACUGUCUGUUUUAGGGAGGGAUUUCAGAGAUUUUUUAAAUGGUUUAGAUAAUCUUCAUGAAUAUAUGAAGUUCUCUUAUCCAAGGAUUAGAGCACCGUCGUUCAUAUGUGAAAAUGAAACAAAACACGGAUUAAUAUUGCAUUACAGAAGUAAACGUAAGCAGUUUGUCCAUUACACUAUAGGCAUUAUUAAAGAAGUCGGAAAACAAUAUUACAACAAAGACGUUCAUAUUGAUAUCAAAAAGGAAGAAAUAGUGUUUGACGUAUUGCAAGUAGCGUUGCUGUUGAGUUUUAACAACGAAGAAUUCAUCAAAUCAUCACACCCCGCCAAAGUCCACGAAAGGCAUAUAUCAGUCAGUUCAUUGAUCUUUUUUGAGAUUUUCCCGUUUAGUGUUGCAUUCAGCAACGAUAUGAAAAUAAUUUACGCUGGAAAUUCUUUACUGGAACUGUUGCCGAAUGUAAUUGGAAAAACACUGACCAGCACAUUCGACAUCGUGAGACCUAUAAUUCAGCCAGUCUUUUCAAAAAUACUGUCAAGAGCUAAUAACAUAUUUGAAUUGGUUACUGUCUCACCUGUGGUCAAUAACCGUUCCAUUGAAAAUAAAUGGCCAUUGCACUCUAGUAAACAGACGAUAACUGAGCCCAGCAAGCACACUCUAAUGUUAAAAGGUCAAAUGAUUUUUGUCGAAAAAUGGGAAAUGAUGGUUUAUUUGGGUACGCCUGUCAUGCAAAAUCUAGAUUAUAUUAUUGGCAUGGGCCUUUACAUCAACGACUUAUCAAUGCAUGACUUUAGCAGGGACCUUAUGAUUGCCGGUACCCAACAAUCCGUCGAGUUGAAAUUAGCUCUUGAGCAGGAGGAAAAGAAGACGAAAAGGAUCGAAGAAUCGAUAAACAAAUUAGACGUUGAGAUGGAAAGAACUAACAGUCUCUUGUAUCAAAUGAUACCUGAAGGUGUUGCAGAAAGGCUCAGAGCCGGAGAAUCACCCAUUGAUACAUGUCAGAAAUUCGAAAGCGUAUCCAUCCUCUUUUCAGACGUUGUCAGAUUUACGGAGAUUUGUUCACGGCUUUUACCGAUGGAAGUCGUUUCGAUGUUGAAUUCCAUGUAUUCAAUAUUCGACAGCUUGACUGAAAAACACGACGUCCAGAAAGUAGAAACAAUCGGUGAUGCGUACAUGGUUUUUUCUGGGACCAAAGACGAAGAGAAAAACCAUGUCUCUAGAGUGUGCGACAUGGCGCUGGAUAUGAUGGAGCACAUUAAACAGCUUAAAGACCCAAGCGCAGGGUUGCAUUUGAGACUGCGGAUCGGAAUUCACACGGGGCCGGUCGUAGCCGGAAUAGUCGGCUUGAAAAUGCCUCGCUAUUGCCUAUUCGGCAGGACGGUGAAGAUCGCUUCACAAAUGGAAGCCCUGAGCCAACCGAUGAAGAUACAGAUAACACAAUCGACCUUCAACGUACUACCUUCAGAAUACCAAGCUACUUAUCGCGGAGAGAUUAGAUUGUUGGAUAACUGUGUGAAAAAGACAUACUGGCUUGAUAAUAAAGCUCCUCUGUUAAGCUGUAUAGACAGAUCUGAAGAGCUUUACAAUCAAAGAAAAAAUGGAGGUGAGACAUCCGAGGAACAGCUCAACCUACCGGUUUUACCUAAAAAGCCAGAUUAUUCUAAAUUCCUACAGGAUAACUACAAGGAGAAGGCUUAUUUUCCGAUAGUAAAUGGAGGUCACUUGAAUACAGUCCACGAGGCGGAAUGCAGUGGAACAAUCCCUCCGCCAACCCGAAAGAAAAGCCCUUUCAAACAUAAAAAAUGUUCUCUACCACGGAAUAGAAGGCAGAUGCCCAAUGAGGAGUCAGACAAAUUGAUCAAGGAAAAUUCGAUAAGGACACCUAUCGGCCCAGAACCAUUUUUGCGGAAUACCGAAUACUCGACAAACGCCUGA